Molecule: messenger RNA, 1230 nt
Organism: Parascedosporium putredinis
Lineage: Eukaryota; Fungi; Ascomycota; Sordariomycetes; Microascales; Microascaceae
Source: the annotation of a GenBank genome assembly
AUGAACUUGUUACUUUCGGAUGAUUACUUACUGCAGGAUUACCCCGAAAACAUUACCAACACAAUCCGAUCGGGACACUCGACAUGUUUACGGUUCAAUCGCAAGGGCGAUUACCUCGCCUCCGGUCGCGUUGAUGGGACGGUUGUGAUAUGGGAUAUCGAGACGAUGGGGGUAGCCAGGAAGCUAAGAGGCCACAGCAAAAGCAUCACAUCCCUGAGCUGGUCUAGAACUACACCCUUGGAAUCACAACCAUUUCGUCGUGUCCCUUUCGAUGAGCAGCCUCUCCUCGUCGAUGUUACCGACCCGGUCCCUGUCAAACACAUUCUCCCAUCUUCACCGAAACGCGCGAAUGCCGAAAAUGAUAGUGCGCUUAAAGAGAAGCAAGCGAAGGAAGACGCGAAACAAAUGACCACCGUCACCAUCUUCACAGGCAGCGGCGACCACAUCAUCGCGGGCACAACAAAAGGGCGACUGAAUAUUAUAGAUGCAAAGACGCGAGAAAUCAUAUUUUCUAGCAAAAUAUCAAGUUCCGUCAUCACCACCUUGCGGAUCUCUGGCUCGGGGAAAGUGUUGCUUGUGAACGCUCAAGAUCGCAUCAUCAGGACCUUUCUCGUCCCCAACCUAUCAGCCGAGAACCUCGACCUUGAUACCGUUCAGUUGCCUCUAGAGCACAAGUUCCAAGAUGUCGUCAAUCGACUGUCAUGGAACCACGUUACCUUUAGUGCCACCGGCGAAUACGUAUCGGCUUCGACCUACAACAACCACGAACUCUACAUUUGGGAACGAAAUCACGGCAGCUUAGUGCGGAUGCUCGAAGGGCCCAAAGAAGAGCAGGGUGUGAUAGAAUGGCACCCUCAUCGGGCGCUACUUGCCGCAUGUGGCCUAGAAACAGGCCGCAUCUACAUCUGGUCGGUUACGAGCCCUCAAAAGUGGUCGGCUCUUGCACCAGACUUCGCCGAAGUGGAAGAGAAUGUGGAGUAUAUUGAAAAGGAAGAUGAGUUUGAUAUUUACGCUCAAGAGGAGAUACAUCAGCGCCGGCUUGAUGCAGAAGAUGAAGAUGUGGACGUGCUCACAAAGGAACCGUCAAAGAUUUAUGAAGAGGAUGAAGACACGUUCAGUAUGCCUAUUCUCUUCAACUUGGGGAAAGUGAUAGCGAGGAGGAAUUCGUGGCCGUCUCGACUGGAACCAUGCGACCUGGUCAUGGCGAUCAAGAUGUCAACCUGGUUCUGA